Dipodomys ordii (Ord's kangaroo rat) is the source of this 2447-nucleotide messenger RNA. RefSeq names its product arylsulfatase A (gene Arsa). NCBI's taxonomy places the organism in Eukaryota, Metazoa, Chordata, Mammalia, Rodentia, Heteromyidae. The transcript is spliced from 9 exons. The record is from RefSeq and is a predicted model, not a curated record. Bases 221 to 1744 code for a protein of 507 amino acids. Gene Ontology annotation, molecular function: arylsulfatase activity.
UCCCAACCCGCCUCUCCUGGGCUCCGAACCGACCUCGACCCACCGCGCCCCGGGCUGCGGGCCACGGUCCCGGCCGGGGCCCUCUGGACACCGGAGCCCGAGCCCCGAGCGAGCAUUCAAAGGCGUCCGGGGAGCUGUACCCAGGCCCGGGCCCCGGGUUCUGCCAAGCCGGCCGGAGCUCCGGAGAAGCCGCUGCAGACAGGCUCCUGAGUUCCGUGCCAUGAGGGCUCUCUGGGCCGUCUCCCUGGCCGUGGCUGCAGGCCUGGCCUCCGCCAGGCCCCCUAACAUUGUGCUGAUCUUUGCUGAUGACCUCGGCUAUGGGGACCUGGGCUCCUACGGGCACCCUAGCUCCACCACCCCCAACCUGGACCAGAUGGCUGCCGGAGGGCUGCGGUUCACAGAUUUCUACGUCCCCGCGUCUCUGUGCACACCGUCCCGGGCUGCCCUCCUGACCGGCCGGCUACCUGUUCGGAUGGGCAUGUACCCAGGCGUCCUGGGGCCCAGCUCCCAGGGCGGCCUGCCCCUCGAGGAGGUGACUCUGGCCGAGGUCUUGGCUGCCCAAGGCUACCUUACAGGGAUGGCCGGCAAGUGGCACCUUGGAGUGGGGCCAGACGGGGCCUUUCUGCCCCCUCAUCAGGGUUUCCACCGCUUCCUGGGCAUUCCAUAUUCCCACGACCAGGGUCCCUGUCAGAACCUGACCUGCUUCCCACCAGACACCCCGUGCCAUGGCAGCUGUGACCAGGACCUAGUGGCCAUCCCCCUGCUGGCCAACCUGUCUGUGGAGGCGCAGCCCCCCUGGCUGCCAGGACUAGAGGCCCGCUAUGUGGCUUUCUCCCGAGACCUGAUGUCUGAUGCUCAGCGCCAGGGCCGCCCGUUCUUCCUGUACUACGCCUCCCACCACACGCACUACCCUCAGUUCAGUGGGCGCAGCUUCACAGGCCACUCGGGCCGAGGGCCGUUUGGAGACGCCUUGAUGGAGCUGGAUGCAGCUGUGGGGGCCCUGAUGACAACCCUAGGGGACUUGGGGCUACUUGGAGAGACGCUGCUCAUCUUUACCGCAGACAAUGGGCCUGAGACAAUGCGCAUGUCCCGUGGCGGCUGCUCUGGCCUUCUGAAAUGUGGAAAGGGAACGACCUUCGAGGGUGGUGUCCGAGAGCCCGCCUUGGCCUUCUGGCCUGGCCAUAUUACUCCUGGUGUGACCCAUGAGCUGGCCAGCUCCCUGGACCUGCUGCCCACUGUGGCAGCCUUGACUGGAGCUUCGCUGCCCAAUGUUACCUUGGAUGGUGUUGACCUCAGCCCUCUGCUGCUAGGCACAGGCAAGAGUCCUCGGCACUCUCUCUUCUUCUAUCCGGCCUACCCAGAUGAGGUGCGUGGUGUCUUUGCUAUCCGGAGCGGGAAAUACAAGGCUCACUUCUUCACCCAGGGCUCUGCCCACAGCGACACUACCCCGGACCCUGCCUGCCACGCCACUAACCCUGUGACGGCUCAUGAGCCCCCCCUGCUCUAUGACUUGUCUGAGGACCCUGGUGAGAACUACAACCUCCUGGACGGUACAACUGAGGUUUCCACAGAGGCUCUGAUGGCAAUGAAGGACCUCCAGCUGCUCAAGGCCCAGUAUGAUGCAGCCAUGACCUUUGGCCCCAGCCAGAUGGCCCGGGGUGAGGACCCAGCCCUGCAGAUUUGCUGCAAGCCGGGCUGCCACCCCCAUCCAGCCUGCUGCCACUGCCCAAAUCACCGACCUUGAGGGCAACUGGCCAAGUCAUUGGAGAUUCCCCCCAAAGGCCAGUCCAGGGCCUCUGGCCCCAUCUUGGGUGUGUGAUAAUUCACCAUUAUGAGGGGACAGGGGCAAGGGUGUGCAGAUAGUUUGUAUCUAAUAAUGUAAUAACAGCAGCUGAGACUUGCAGGUGUGCUAAUUCAUCUAAUCUUGGAAACUGUAUGGUCAGUACUAUUCCCCGCUGUUACAAACAAGGAAGCGGAAGCACAGGAAAGUUCAAGGCCCUGCCCAAGGUCAUCCCACCAGAAAAGCUGUGCUGGGAUUUGGCAGUACAAAGGUCUGAACUCGGGCCCUUGAACUUGCGGAGAAGGCCUUCUACCACUUGAGCCAUGCCCCAAGCUGGGCUUAGACUUGAACCCAGGCAUUCUGGCUCCAGAAGUUGCCCUUACCUGGUGACUGAUGUGUGCACAUUGAGUCAAAGGAAAAAGAAGUGCCUUUAGAUGCUAGGAACCAGGAAGCUGGUGAGGGCAACUCAGUCCCCCAAGAGCUCGUCUCCCUGAUGGAAGCAUUCACAGGCUCUGGAGCUGCCCCCUUUGUUCUUCAUCAGAGAUCUAUGUGGAGUCAGGUGGUGGUGAUGUGCACAUUCCAGGUAGGGUGAAGGGGUUUGGGCCCUGCUAUCUCCUGGAAAGGCCUGUCAGCGAGUCCCAUGGAACCUCCUCACACCUACUUACCA